Messenger RNA from Aspergillus sclerotioniger CBS 115572, 1558 nucleotides. RefSeq lists its product as uncharacterized. The coding region runs from base 281 to 1558 and encodes 425 amino acids. Gene Ontology annotation, cellular component: membrane. Gene Ontology annotation, biological process: regulation of peptide transport. NCBI's taxonomy places the organism in Eukaryota, Fungi, Ascomycota, Eurotiomycetes, Eurotiales, Aspergillaceae. The transcript has 7 exons. The record is from RefSeq and is a predicted model, not a curated record.
GUCACUCCGACUCCGGUCUCCAUCCAUCCCCGGUGAAUCCUGCCGACGCUGCUCCGUCCACCUCCCCAUCGGUGUCGCCUGCUGGAACAGGUGGCCUUCCAAGUUGUAUAGCAUUUCCUUUGCGCCCAUGAUCCACGGUUGAUAAGUCGCGAUCCGGGGGGAAAGUAUACCUCGUAUCGCGCCGGCGGGGAGAUCUAUACGACUCGACUCCCAGCGAGUCAUUCUCUUAUCACACCGCUCCUGACAGCCAAAUACACCGCGCAGAAGCGACUCAAAGGCCAUGGAAUUACCUCAAACCACGGAAGGCUCGAUGUUGGUCGGUGCCGCCAGACGAACCUUGGGCAUUUGUCUGCUUCUGGUCGUGGUAUUCUUGUGGACGGCUUCCAAUUUCCUCGCCAGUACUAUAUUUGCGAAUGAUACAUACUCGAAGCCGUUCUUUGUGACAUACGUCAACACCUCGUUAUUCACCCUCCCUCUCUUCACGAUCCUCAUCAGUCGGCUCUUGAAGUUAUGGCGCGCUGGGAAGCUCUACCGAAUCCGCUCAUUCCAGAGCUUAGUGGAACACCUCGAUUCUCAUGAAACGAACGCCGAGUCCCAGAGGAUACUUGACUAUGAUGCAGUCGCGGAACGUCGGCGCAGCGACGAAGACCCUGACACAUGGGCUGCUGCCAGGUUCGAUACUCCAUUCAGAGAUCGGCCGUCGAAACUGGGGUUGAAAGCGACUGCCAAACUGAGCCUCGAGUUCUGUCUGUUAUGGUUCUCCGCGAACUACUUCGCCAUGGCCUGCCUCCAAUACACAACCGUAGGAAGCACCACCAUCCUCACCUCAACAAGCGGCGUCUGGACCCUCAUCUUCGGCGCCCUAAUCAGAGUCGAAAAAUUCACCAUCCGCAAACUCAUCGGCGUAGUCGCCUCCCUGAUCGGAAUAAUUCUUAUUUCGCGCGUCGACAUGUCCAACCCCGACACCCCCCCCAUCGACAGCACCUCCAGCAUCAUCACCACCAGGGAAAGUACCUUUCCAACCAAAACCCCCGGCGAGAUCGCCCUCGGCGACGCCAUGGCCGGCUUCAGCGCCGUCCUCUACGGCGUAUACACCAUCGUCCUGAAGAAGCAAGUAGGCGAUGAAUCCCGCGUCAACAUGCAACUCUUCUUCGGUCUAGUAGGACUAUUCAACACGGUUUUCCUCUGGCCUGGAUUCAUCAUCCUCCAUGUCCUCGGUAUAGAGACCGUAGGAAUGCCCGAUACCGGGAGAGUGUGGACGAUUAUUUUGGUCAACGCCCUCGCCUCCCUAGCAUCCGACAUCGCCUGGGCCUACGCCAUGCUCCUAACCACUCCUCUCGUGGUAACGGUAGGAUUAAGUCUCACGAUCCCGCUCUCGCUAGUGGGUCAGAUCGUCCUGCAGGGACAGUAUGCGAGCGCGUUGUAUUGGGUUGGGGCGACGGUGGUGUUUUUGUCGUUUUUGGUAGUGAAUCAAGAGAGUCAGGAGGUGGAUGAGGGGGUCGGUGGUGUUGGCGGUGGUGGGUAUGAUGCUAUUCCAGGGGAUGAGAGGGAUAGAUGA